This is a messenger RNA of Iphiclides podalirius (scarce swallowtail), 261 nucleotides long. NCBI's taxonomy places the organism in Eukaryota, Metazoa, Arthropoda, Insecta, Lepidoptera, Papilionidae. The record is from the annotation of a GenBank genome assembly.
AUGUCUUUGAGAAAGUUGAUCGCAUUGUGUGCACUGGCGUCGAUCGUUAGCUGCAAAAGUGUCAUGAGGGUAAAAGAGCUAGUUUACGAAGUGCCCCCGAACUUCGGGGAUGGGACGAUAAAGGGCAUCCUCAUAAAGGACCUGGGGGACGGCAUGGCUGAGCCGUCCAUAACCCUCGGCGGCAUUGGCUUCAGCUUCGUCCACAUCAAACUGAAGAGCGAGAGGAGUGCGGGCUUCCAUUUCGAUAUUGAGAUUUAUGCC